GCUCCCAGAACCCGGGCGCGCGAGCUGCGGGCGCUGGGAGCUCCUGGCAACGGGCGGCGGGCGGGGUCGCGGCUCGGCCAUGCGGGUGCACCUGGGCGCGCUGGCCGGCGCGGCGGCGCUGACCGGGGCGCUCAGCUUCGUGCUCCUGGCGGCGGCCAUCGGCACUGACUUCUGGUACAUCAUCGACACGGAGCGCCUGGAGCGGGGCGGCCCGGGGGCGUGGGGCCCGGCGGGGACCGUCAACCGCAGCCAGCUCGAGCCUCUGAGCUCGCACUCCGGCCUCUGGCGGACCUGCCGGGUCCAGAGCCCGUGCGCGCCGCUGAUGAAUCCCUUCUGGCAGGAGAACGUGACAGUCAGCGACUCGAGCCGACAACUUCUCACCAUGCACGGGACGUUCGUGAUUCUGCUGCCGCUCAGCCUGAUCCUCAUGGUUUUCGGGGGCAUGACGGGCUUUCUGAGCUUCCUCCUGCGAGUCUCCUGCCUCCUUGUGCUCACGGGGACCCUCUUCCUCUUUGGAGCCCUGGUGACCCUCGCCGGCAUCAGCGUCUACAUCGCCUACUCGGCCGCGGCCUUCCGGGAGGCGCUGUGUCUCCUGCAGGAGAAGACUCUGCUGGCCCAGGUGGACAUCCGCUUCGGCUGGUCCCUGGCCCUGGGCUGGGUCAGCUGCGUCGCUGAGCUGCUCACCGGGGCCACCUUCCUGGUGGCGGCCCGCGUGCUUAGCCUGAGACGGCGGGAGGACCAGGCCAUCUGAACGGGGGGCUGGGGUCGGGGGGCGGCUCCGGCUCGAGGGCGGAGGGUGCGGCUUGGACUGGAGGGUCCGGUGCUCAGGGACACCGUCCUGGCGGGCUGCGGCUUCCUCCUGGUCCGAGGCUACCACCAGAGAGCCGCUGUGGGCUGAGCCCCGCGUCUGGCAUCACGUUAGUGCUGCCUGGCAUGGGGGAUGCUGUGUCCAGGCACCUGUGUGUCUGUGGACUCUGGAGGAGCCCAAACCCGUGAGACCACAAAAGCGCCCCCUGCAUCACUGCAGCCUCCGUGCACUUCCCUGGCUUCACUGCAUCCUCACACCUGCCCUUUGGAUGAGUCUCUUUUCUCUGUUAAGGAAAUGGAGGACCAGUGAGGUUAGCUAAGUGUUGGAAAAACACACAGCGAGCUAGAGGCAUAUUCUCCGACAUCGCAGCUUUUCUGGGCGGUUCAGGCUGACUGGCUUCGACCUGGAUCCUGUGUGUGGAGGUUGCUGCAUCUCACACACUGGGCUUCAGGCUUCCCCGUGACCUGGGACCAGGCAGGAGGCCCCAUGGGAAACCGGGGGGAAGACCGCAAAGACACGGGCUCCUCGACAUCCAGGUGGUGGACGUGUCCUGCCUCACCUACCCCAGCCAGGCUCAUGCUCACCUGGUUCCAUCCUGAGCCUUCAGCAGAACAGGCUUCAUUGGUAUGAUGAUUCUCCUGCCUGCAAUUCGGGAGACCUGGGUUCCAUCCCUGAGUCAGGGAGAUCCUCUGGAGGAGUGCAUGGCAACCCACUCCAGUAUUCUUGCCUGGAGAAUCCCAUGGACAGAGGAGCCAGGCGGGCUACAGUCCAUGGGGUCGCAAAGAGUCAGACACGACUGACUGAAGACUCGGCUCCUUUGGGGUGAAAAUCACUGUAGUUUGGCUUUUUCUCGUGUGGCGGAGAGGUUCAGUCUGGAAUAGGGAGCUGAGAGGUCCCCGAGGAGUUGGUCAAUGGCUAGGUCGAUCUCUGGGGACUAAUCAUAACUCUUCCUCCCUCCUCCAGAAAAUUCCAUCCCUCUUUCAUCUUGAUAUUCUGGCCCGUGGGGAUGGGGGCCCCCAGAGUGGCUGCGUGUCUGAACUCCCCUGGGGAGUGCUGCUCACAUGUCUGGGAGUCCAGACCCACUUGGCCGGGGUCUCUGAGUUGGUGGGUCUGGGUGGGGUUCAUUUCCAAGCAGUUUCCAGGUGAUGCAGACACUCCUGGGCUGGGACCACCCUUUGUUUGACACUGACCUGGAGAGUUUGUUAAGUGUCAGGGCUGGCUGUUGCCUUGCUGCCCAUUAGCAUCACGAGGGCAUCUUAAUCCCCUGAUCCUGGGGCUGAGCCUCUGCGCUGAUGGUCUCCAGGGGGGCGGCCCAGGCGUUGAUGAUUGUUAAGACCUGUUCUGAUGACUCAACAUCAGUUAAGGUUGAGAACCUGCUCCGGUAAGAUUGUGAGUCAUGAGAUGUGCGGAGGGCCUGGGGAGAUGCAGGUUUAAGAAACUCCGCAGGAGGGACUUCCCUUGCGGUCCAGUAAGACUCUGUGCUUCCAAUGCAGGGGGUGCGGGUUCGAUCCCUGGUCUUGGAACUAAGAUCCCACCUGCUGCAUGGCAUGGCUAAAAACAAAAUAAAAUGACUGUUAGAGAAACUCCUCAGGAAGGGCAGAUGGUUCAGGUUUGGGGACCACUGGUGUGGACCAUAAGAUGAGAACAUUAAGAUCAACUGUAUAACAUCGUCAUCCUCACCAUGACGUCAUUCCUUUUGCCAUGACGUCACUGCCUUCACUGUGCCGUCCUCCCCCUCACCGUAGCGUGCCUAUCAUCAUGAAGUCAUCAUCCUUAGUAGGGCCUGGUCAUCAUCACGGCUGACACCCAUUGAGUCAUCGUUUACUAUGCACCUGCAUUGUCCAGUGAACCCAUCAAUCAGUCAUUCAACAAACCUCCGAGGGCCGGCCGUUUAUGCUAGGAGCUAGGGGCAGUGACCCCACCAGAGUGAGCCCUUGCUCUCUGAGUUGCCACACGGUUGAGAACAGAGGUAGGUGAAGUAUAUGGCUGUUGGUGAUGACUAUGGAGAUGUGCAAAGUGCGUACAGGUCAGAACUGAGGUACAGAUGGACUAAGCUAAGGAGAGAGUGAAGGUCACACGUUGUGUCCGACUCGUUGUGACCCCAUGGACUAUACAGUUCAUCGAAUUCUCCAGGCCAGGAUACCGGAGUGGGUAGCCUUUCCCUCCUCCAGGG
Molecule: messenger RNA, 2981 nt
Organism: Cervus elaphus (red deer)
Lineage: Eukaryota; Metazoa; Chordata; Mammalia; Artiodactyla; Cervidae
Gene: TMEM114
Product: transmembrane protein 114
Exons: 4
Coding region: 80-751 (223 amino acids)
Cellular component (GO): apical plasma membrane
Source: RefSeq, a predicted model, not a curated record